AUGUCGACGACGCCAGCCUCGUGGCAGCGCGUGCUCGCCGAGCUUCCUCCUGCGGACGCGCCCCGCGACUCGGAGCGGCCAUGGACCGCGGAGGAGCACACGCGCUUCAUCGACGGCCUCGAGCUCUACGGCGCGGCGGCCUCGCCGCCAUGGGCCCUCAUCGCGGCUUGCGUCGGGUCGCGCUCCGAGUCCGAGACGAAGGAGCAUGGCGAGUUCUACCUCCACGCGCUUUUAACGCAGUCGCUGCUCGAGGCUAACCAGCCGCGCGUCUGGAGCGACGAAGAGAACGCAAUCUUCGAGGCCGCGCUCGCGAACGAGCCCAACAACGGGUCGCCGAGCUGGACCAAGAUUGCGCUCGCGCUGCCGGGCAAGACCGUGUACGACGUCAUGGACCACUACGAGCGCCUCGUGCGCGACCUCACGGCAAUCGAAAAGGGUAUUGAGAUGACCACAUCGUCCGUCGAGUCGGACCUCCGCGUCGCAAAUAUGCAGCUCAUUGCCAGCAUUGCGUCGGCCAAGAACCACAGCGACCUCCUCCAGCUCUUCCGGGACGCCCACGAGAACGCAUGUCCCGUCGAAGUCGCCACGUGCUUGGCGACUGCGGUCGUGGCUAUGGUCGCAAGCGACGACUCGGUGACCAAAGGCUUGGUCAAGCUCACGAUGGACGCCGCGCCGACGACCAAGCGCGGCGCCAAAGGCAAGCCACCGCUGGCGCACAAGAAGGCCAAGGCCACCAGUACACUAAAGCACGGGUCAUGCUAGUUGUUUGUAUUCUCUACUUACUACU
Saprolegnia parasitica CBS 223.65 is the source of this 787-nucleotide messenger RNA. RefSeq lists its product as hypothetical. The record is from RefSeq and is a predicted model, not a curated record. Bases 1 to 762 code for a protein of 253 amino acids. Lineage: Eukaryota; Oomycota; Saprolegniomycetes; Saprolegniales; Saprolegniaceae. Gene Ontology annotation, molecular function: DNA-binding transcription factor activity. The transcript is spliced from 2 exons.